This is a messenger RNA of Blastocystis hominis, 645 nucleotides long. RefSeq lists its product as hypothetical. Bases 1 to 645 code for a protein of 214 amino acids. Gene Ontology annotation, biological process: endonucleolytic cleavage in ITS1 to separate SSU-rRNA from 5.8S rRNA and LSU-rRNA from tricistronic rRNA transcript (SSU-rRNA, 5.8S rRNA, LSU-rRNA). The record is from RefSeq and is a predicted model, not a curated record. Lineage: Eukaryota; Bigyra; Opalinata; Blastocystidae. The transcript has 2 exons. Gene Ontology annotation, cellular component: 90S preribosome; nucleolus.
AUGAGUAAAAUUAACCUGGAUGAGGACUGGGAUCCUGCGAAAUACGACGCCGAAAUGGAAAGCUUGUUCAAUGAUGAUUAUUACGGAGAAGACGAAGAGAAUCCGGAUGUGAAGCCGGAUCUUCAUUUAGAGGAGAUUUUGGAUGAAGACGAGCUUCCUGAAGAGGUGAAGAAAGAAAUGGAAGUCGAAGAGAAGGAAGAAGAAGAAGAUUCGGAAGAUGAAGAUCAUGAGAAAGGAAGUGAUGAGGAAUUGUUGGAUGAAGAGAAGGAAAAUGAGAAUGAGAAUGAAAAACGAACGGAGGAAGAAGAUGAAGAAUUGAAGAAGCAUCGAGAAGAGGCUGAGAAGCUCGUCGAUGAGCUCUACAAUCUCGAUUACGAAGAUAUGAUCGGCGACACUCCCGUGCGCUUCCACUACACGAAGGUCCGUCCUCUCUCCUAUGGCUUAUCGACGGAUGAAAUUCUCCAGGCGGACGAUAGCGAGCUGCGCAAGUUCGUGUCGAUUAAGAAGCUCGCGCCGUAUCGCGAUCACGAAUGGAGAAUUACAAAGAACAAGGUGGGGAAAGAGAGGAGCAGGAAGCGAAGGAGAACCGAAAGAAGGAGAAGAAGCAGCGAAAGAAGGAGAAGAAGGAAGCAGAGCGAAGAAUGA